This is a messenger RNA of Sparassis crispa, 1611 nucleotides long. RefSeq lists its product as hypothetical. Gene Ontology annotation, molecular function: transmembrane transporter activity. Bases 1 to 1611 code for a protein of 536 amino acids. Lineage: Eukaryota; Fungi; Basidiomycota; Agaricomycetes; Polyporales; Sparassidaceae. The record is from RefSeq and is a predicted model, not a curated record. The transcript is spliced from 10 exons. Gene Ontology annotation, biological process: transmembrane transport. Gene Ontology annotation, cellular component: membrane.
AUGGAAGCGUCCCCCGGGGCUGUGGCUAUCUCCCCUCUGCCUCUUCGCAAGAUCUCCAAUGCCAGGCGGUACACCCUCUUCGUCGUCUUCUGCCUCGCCAUGUUCCUGGACGCCUUCAAUCUCUCGGCCCUGUUCGCUGCAACCCCAGUCCUCGAGUCCCACUUCAACAUGGACGAGAGCCAGGCCAGCUGGGUCAUCAGCGCGUUCCAGCUCACAUACGCUUCCUUUCUCUUGAUAAGCGGUCGGAUCAGUGACGUCUACCAUCCAAAGCCGGCCUUCGUUCUGGGAGUCUCCUGCUUAGGCCUGCUUUCCCUCGGCACCGGUUUCGUCAAGGACAAGAUAGGAUUGAUCAUCCUUCGCGCACUAUGUGGAAUAUGUGCCGCGAUGACGAUCCCUUCUGCUCUAGCAUUAAUUGUCAGGUUCUUCCCGGAACCCCGCGAACAAUCCCGCGCAAUUGGUAUUUUUGGUGGUGUCGGCGGUGUAGGAAACACUUCUGGGGCUAUCAUCAGCGCCCUCUUCGUUGACUUCGCGAAUUUUCAUUGGAUAUUCUACUUCGUCACCAUCCUUGCAGUUCCAUCCGCAGUUGCUUGCAUCGUACUGAUUCCUCCCCAAGACAAGUCGGAAUCGGACAACUUGACGGCGAAAGAGAAGCUCAGAAAUCUGGAUCUAGUUGGCGUUGGCGUCCUUACGGCUGCCCUCAUUCUGUUUAUUUUCGCCGUCACGAGCGGUUCCGAUGCAGGGUGGUCAUCGGCGGAGGUGUUAGCUCCUCUCAUCAUCUCAGUUUUCAUGGUCGCCGGGUUCUUCUUCUGGGAGACCCGCCUUCCCCCCGAACGGGCUGCAAUCCCGCCAGCGACAUGGUUCCUGCCAAAUCUCACAGUCCUGUUCGGUGUCUCGCUGCUCCCCUACUUCUGGUGGAACACGGCGAUCAUGACUUUCUACGGUUUGUGGCAGAAGGUAUACGGUUGGUCUGUUAUCAAGGCUGCCGUGCACAUGAUUCCUAUCGGUGUCACCUCCCUACUGGUCAGCUUUACAGGUCCCAUUGCGCGCUACAUCCCGCGGAAGUGGAUUAUUCUAUUCGGUCACGUCAUAGCGAUAGCGGCAACUAUCCUGUUCGUGUUCGCCGACGGACCCGACAAGUAUUGGCGAUUCGUGUUCCCAGGUCUCACAAUUGGCAGCGCAGGGGCCAUGCUCAUUUACACGCACACCAGCAUCGCGAUCUUCGAAACUACCCCAGCCACCAUGGCCGGUAUCGCAGGCGCACUGUUCAAUUGCGGCAUCGAGCUCGGCGCUGCGGUUGGGCUCGCGGCAGACACUUCGAUUGAGUCAAGCGUCGAGAAGUCGCACGGCGGUUUCUAUGAAUUUUACGGUCGCCGCGCGACGUUCUGGUGGCAGGUCGCGACGCUUGGCGUCAGCGCACUUGCCGUCCUGGUAUUCUACCGCGCAGACGCGAAAGCGCCACCUCCCUCGGAGGCGGAGCGCGAAUACGUGGCGCGCUCGUCUACGGAGAAACGCGGCGUUGAGAGUGAAGUGGCCACGUCCGUCAUGAGCCCGGAGCGCACGCCAGUAGAGUCAGGGCGGUCGACGGCGUUUGAGGACGAGAAGGGGUCGUGA